AUGGCUGAACCUGCUUCUACUGGAACUACCCGUCGGACUGAGGUCCACGCUGAAGGUACCUGGUUUGGUACUAUGCAACGGUCCUUUGAGGAGGUCCCAAUCGACGCUGAGAAUGGCAUCUCUACCGUCGAGUUUCUCGAGGCCGCCCAGGCCCUGACAACCAUGUUCGACGCGCUGCAGUCGGUGGCUUUCAAGUUCGUUAAGGAUGAUUUGAUCAACAACAUCACCAAAAUCCAAAAGAGAUAUGAUGCUGCUCCUGCUGAGUCUCAGACUCUCCAGGCUCUUGUGUCGAAUGAAUUGAAGACCGGAAAGCACACCGCCUCAGAAGGCCUUCUUUGGCUGGUCCGUGGUCUCGAAUUCACCGUCAAGGCCCUUCGCCUCACACUCGAUAAACCUUCCGUCGAAAUCUCCAAGACUUUCAGCGAGGCUUACGCCGAGACUCUCCAGAAGGUUCACAACUGGAUCGCUGGUAAGGGUAUUGCUCAAGCUAUCAAAUCUGGGGCGCCCUAUCGGGAAGUCUUUUACGGCAAGCUGGGCGGGGACCCCGACGCGAUCAACGCGGCUAUGCGGAAGGAAGUUGUCGCGCUGGAGAAGGUAGUGGAAAUUCUACAGACCUUCCAGGCAGACAAGAAGAACCAGUGGUAG
Penicillium macrosclerotiorum is the source of this 645-nucleotide messenger RNA. Its product is annotated as GLTP domain-containing protein. The record is from RefSeq and is a predicted model, not a curated record. The transcript is spliced from 4 exons. NCBI's taxonomy places the organism in Eukaryota, Fungi, Ascomycota, Eurotiomycetes, Eurotiales, Aspergillaceae. Gene Ontology annotation, biological process: ceramide transport; intermembrane lipid transfer. Gene Ontology annotation, cellular component: cytosol; cytoplasm; membrane. The coding region runs from base 1 to 645 and encodes 214 amino acids. Gene Ontology annotation, molecular function: ceramide 1-phosphate binding; ceramide 1-phosphate transfer activity.